Messenger RNA from Bufo bufo (common toad), 7011 nucleotides. It is a transcript of the gene POLE, whose product is annotated as DNA polymerase epsilon, catalytic subunit. Lineage: Eukaryota; Metazoa; Chordata; Amphibia; Anura; Bufonidae. Gene Ontology annotation, cellular component: nucleus; epsilon DNA polymerase complex. The record is from RefSeq and is a predicted model, not a curated record. Gene Ontology annotation, molecular function: single-stranded DNA 3'-5' DNA exonuclease activity; nucleotide binding; zinc ion binding. Gene Ontology annotation, biological process: leading strand elongation; DNA replication proofreading; nucleotide-excision repair, DNA gap filling.
GGAGCUAUAGGCUGCUGCUGGCGGGAGUUGGACGGCGCGGGAAGUACAGUCUGGAGCCGGAAUGGUGCUGCAGAACAGCGGGAAGCGAACCGAACCUCGGGGUGACGGGGAAGGCCAGCAAGAUGAUGUUUCAGCAAAUUCAGCUGCUAAGAGACUGGAACGCAGCCAGUGGACGGAUAAGAUUGAUGCUCAGUAUGGUUUUGAGCGGAUUAAGGAGCCCGGUGAGAAAACGGGAUGGCUGCUAAACAUGCAUCCGACUGAAAUUCUUGAUGAGGACAAGCGUCUUGUCAGUGCUGUAGAUUAUUACUUUAUACAAGAAGAUGGGAGUCGGUUCAAGGUUGCUCUACCAUAUAAGCCGUAUUUCUAUGUGGCCACCAAAAAGGGAUGUGAGAGGGAAGUCUCCUCUUUUCUUUCCAAAAAGUUCCAAGGAAAGAUAGCAAAGUUGGAAACUGUACCCAAGGAAGAUCUGGAUUUGCCAAACCAUCUGGUGGGACUGAAGCGAAACUAUAUCAAAUUAUCUUUUCAUUCCGUGGAUGAUCUUAUUAAAGUUAGGAAAGAGAUCUCCCCAGCUGUGCGGAAGAACAAAGAGCGGGACAAUGCCAGCGAUACGUACACUGCUAUGCUUUCUAGUGCUUUGACGGGAAACAGUUUUGCUCCUGAGGAGGAUGGGCCCUCUAAAAAGAUAUCUGAUCAGAUGGAGAACAUAAUUGAUAUGAGAGAAUAUGAUGUCCCUUACCACGUGCGGCUUUCUAUUGAUCUUAAAAUACAUGUGGCUCACUGGUAUAACAUUAGAUAUCGCGGAAUCACUUCACCCCCAGAAAUCAUAAGACGGGAUGACCUUGUGGAAAGACCAGAUCCAGUGGUUUUAGCUUUUGACAUUGAAACUACAAAGCUGCCACUGAAGUUUCCAGAUGCUGAAACUGACCAGAUUAUGAUGAUCUCUACAUGAAUUGAUGGACAGGGCUAUCUAAUUACAAACCGGGAGAUUGUCUCUGAAGACAUUGAAGAUUUUGAGUUCACUCCAAAACCGGACUAUGAGGGCCCUUUUUGUAUUUUCAAUGAGCCAGACGAGGCACAUCUGAUUCAGCGUUGGUUUGAGCACGUUCAAGAAACAAAGCCAAAUAUAAUCGUGACCUACAAUGGAGACUUCUUUGACUGGCCCUUUGUGGAGACCCGUGCCACAAUUCAUGAGAUGAGCAUGCUCCAAGAGAUUGGCUUUCAAAAAGAUAGCCAAGGGGAAUACAAGUCUCCCUCUUGUAUUCAUAUGGAUUGUCUCAGGUGGGUGAAGAGAGAUAGUUACCUUCCUGUUGGAAGCCAUAACCUAAAGGCAGCUGCAAAGGCUAAGCUGGGCUAUGACCCAGUAGAGCUGGACCCAGAGGAGAUGUGUCGUAUGGCUACAGAACAACCACAGGUGCUGGCCACAUACUCAGUAUCUGAUGCUGUUGCGACGUAUUACAUGUACAUGAAGUAUGUUCAUCCCUUUAUCUUUGCGCUCUGCACCAUUAUCCCUAUGGAGCCAGAUGAGGUGUUAAGAAAAGGCUCUGGAACUCUGUGUGAGGCAUUGCUGAUGGUCCAGGCUUAUCAUGCCAAUAUAAUCUUCCCUAACAAACAAGAAACCGUGUUUAACAAGCUGACUAAUGAUGGCCACGUGCUGGACUCUGAGACGUAUGUGGGUGGCCAUGUGGAAGCUUUGGAGUCUGGCGUCUUCCGUAGUGACAUUCCUUGCCGUUUCAAAAUGAACCCUGCUGCCUUCGAUUUCCUUCUGCAGCGCGUUGAGUUGACCCUCCGUCAUGCUAUAGAAGAGGAGGAGAAAGUCCCAUUGGAGGAAAUCACCAACUUCCAGGAGGUUUGUGAUGAGAUUAAAAGAAAGUUGAAUUCUCUGAAAGAAGUUCCAAAUAGAAUUGAGUGCCCACUCAUUUACCAUCUGGAUGUCGGGGCCAUGUAUCCCAAUAUCAUUCUCACCAAUCGUUUGCAGCCUUCUGCCAUGGUUGAUGAAGUGACGUGUGCAGCUUGUGACUUCAACAAGCCAGGAGCCACAUGCCAACGCAAAAUGACUUGGCAGUGGAGGGGAGAGUUCAUGCCAGCCAGCCGCAGUGAAUAUCAUCGUAUUCAGCAACAGUUAGAAUCUGAGAAGUUUCCCCCUCUGUUCCCUGGGAAGCCCCCAAGAGCAUUUCAUGAGCUAACAAGAGAGGAGCAAGCAAAAUAUGAAAAGAAGCGACUGGCAGAUUAUUGUAGAAAAGCUUACAAGAAGAUUCGUAUCACCAGACUGGAAGACCGUGUCACUACCAUAUGUCAGCGGGAGAACUCUUUCUAUGUAGAUACGGUGCGCGCUUUCAGAGAUCGUAGAUAUGAGUUCAAAGGACUGCACAAGGUUUGGAAGAAGAAAUUGUCUGCAGCAUUUGAAAGUGGAGAUGCUGCCGAGAUAAAGCGAUGCAAGAACAUGGAGAUUUUGUAUGAAUCCCUGCAGCUGGCUCACAAGUGCAUCCUGAAUUCCUUCUAUGGAUAUGUCAUGCGCAAGGGAGCUCGCUGGUAUUCGAUGGAGAUGGCUGGAAUUGUAUGCUAUACAGGAGCCAACAUUAUCACUCAGGCAAGGGAGCUGGUGGAACAGAUAGGGAGGCCUCUGGAAUUGGACACGGAUGGGAUAUGGUGUGUUCUUCCAAAUAGUUUUCCAGAAAAUUUUGUAAUCAAAUCCAAUAAUGCAAAGAAGCCAAAAGUGACCAUAUCCUAUCCAGGCGCAAUGCUCAAUAUCUUGGUGAAGGAAGGCUUUACGAACCAUCAGUACCAGGAGCUUGUUGAUCCCUCAACACUAACAUACGUAACACGCUCUGAAAAUAGUAUCUUUUUUGAAGUGGAUGGGCCAUAUCUUGCCAUGAUCCUUCCAGCAUCAAAGGAAGAGGGGAAGAAGUUGAAGAAAAGAUAUGCUGUGUUUAAUGAGGAUGGCUCACUUGCUGAGCUUAAAGGAUUUGAAGUAAAGAGAAGAGGGGAACUGCAGCUGAUCAAGAUUUUCCAGUCCUCUGUGUUUGAGGCUUUCCUAAAGGGAAGUACGUUGGAGGAGGUCUAUGCAUCUGUAGCCAAAGUGGCGGAUUACUGGCUGGAUGUGCUUUACAGCAAGGCUGCCAACAUGCCAGAUUCUGAGCUGUUUGAAUUGAUCUCUGAAAAUCGUAACAUGUCUAGACGACUUGAGGAUUACGGGGAGCAAAAAUCUACGUCUAUUAGUACUGCCAAACGCUUAGCUGAGUUUCUUGGCGAUCAGAUGGUUAAGGAUGCUGGACUUAGUUGCCGAUACGUUAUAUCUCGCAAGCCUGAUGGAUCCCCAGUUACUGAAAGAGCUAUUCCUUUGGCGAUUUUUCAAGCGGAGUUGGGAGUAAAGCGACAUUAUCUACGGAAGUGGCUGAAAAACCCAUCUUUGCACGAUUUAGACAUACGCUCGAUUCUAGACUGGGAUUACUACAUAGAGCGUCUGGGUAGCGCUAUUCAAAAAAUUAUAACCAUUCCAGCAGCAUUACAGCAGGUGAAGAAUCCAGUCCCCCGUGUAAGGCACCCAGAUUGGCUACAUAAGAAAUUACUUGAGAAGAAUGAUGUCUACAAACAAAAAAGAAUUAAUGAACUGUUCACAAUUCAAGGAAAAAAGCAAGUCACCGCCCAACUGCAGCAACCAGAUUCCUCACAAACUGCAGAUAUUGAGGACUUUGGAGUAGGGAAACGUCUGCAGCCCACUAUUCCUAUCAGCACAAAGAGAAAGCGUGUACCAACAGCAGAGGAGAGUCAAGGUGACUCGCAAGAUGUAGCACUUACACAGUCUUGGAGGGAGGUCUUGGGUUCACCUCCUCCACUCGGCACCACAAAGGAAGAGAGACUUCUUUGGUUGCGUUAUCACAAGAAAAAGUGGGAGAUACAGGCCCGUCAGCGCAAAGAAAGACAGAAGAAGCGGAGAUUAGAUGAUGGAGACGCAGCCCCUGGAGCGGGAGGUGUAGUCCGUGAAACCCAAGCCGCUGGGUUAGGCAGUUUCCUGCGUCGAACGGCUCGCAGCAUCCUUGACAUGCCUUGGCAGAUUGUGCAGAUUGGGGAAAGCAGUCAACCUGGAAUCUUCCGCUUGUGGGCAGUAAUUGGCAGCGACUUGCACUGUAUCAAGCUCAACAUCCCUCGUAUUUUCUAUGUCAACCAGAGAGUGCCCAAAACAGAGGAUGCAGUGGUGUACAAAAAGGUCAAUAGAAUCUUGCCCCGCUCUAACACAGUGUAUAAUUUGUAUGAAUAUUCUGUACCAGAGGACAUGUACCAGGAACACAUCAAUGAGAUUAAUGCUGAUCUGUCUGCGCCAGACAUCGAGGGAGUGUACGAAACUCAAGUCCCUCUUCUACUGCGGUCCGUGGUCCAGCUUGGUUGCGUAUGCAUGGUGAACAAACAAAUAGUCCGCCAUUUGUCAGGUAGAGAAGCCGACACUUUUGAAUUGGACCAUUUGGAAAUGAAGUCCCUGGCCCAGUUCAGCUACUUGGAGCCAGGUAGCAUCAGACACAUUUACUUGUACCACAAUUGUCAGGGGAACAAGGCUCUCUUUGGUCUGUUCAUACCGUCACAGAGAAAGGCUGCCAUAUUUGUGGUUGACACGGUUCGCAGUAACCAGAUGCCAAACCUUAGCAGUAUGUAUACAAGUGAACACACUGCAAUGCAGGAAAGGGUUGACCCUGAGCUUUUGCCCCCUGAGAAACAUGUGUUUGGAAGUUCGAGCUGAGACUGGAUUUAAAAAACCGUUUAUAGAGCAAUUCAAAGACUACUUGUGAGCUACAAGGGGGAUGAGAGACGUGGUCCAACUCUGAUUGCAUUGCAGUCCAACUGGUCCCCUAAAAGGCUAACAAGUGGGAUGCCUGUCCUAGAGGAAUUCCCUCUCGUGCCUGUACAUGUCACGGAUGAUAUCAGUUAUAAUGUCCUGGACUGGCAGCGCCAUGGAGCCCGCCGUAUGAUUCGCCACUAUCUUAAUUUGGACAGCUGCCUUUCUCAGGCAUUUGAGAUGGCCAGGUAUUAUCACCUUCCUGUUGGCAACCUGCCAGAUGACGUGUCCACAUUUGGAUCGGAUCUGUUCUUCGCAAGGCAUCUUCGACGACAUAACCACCUCUUCUGGCUGUCUCCAAGCUCUCGACCUGACCUUGGAGGCAAGGAAGCAGAUGAUAACCGACUAGUUAUGGAGUUUGAUGAGAGGGCAUCUGUGGAAAUCAACAAUCCUGGCUGUUACAAUACAAUUUGUGUGGAGCUUGAUAUUCAGAGUCUGGCUGUAAACAGUAUCCUGCAGUCACACCAUAUAAACGACCUGGAAGGGGCUGGUAGCAUUGGCAUCAGUUUUGAUGUAUUACAGCAGGCAUCCCUUGAGGACAUGGUUACGGGGAAUCAGGCCAAUUCUGUGGCCAGUUAUGAUGAGACUGCCCUUUGCUCUAACACAUUCAGAGUAAUGGUGGUAGGCUGGGUGAAGGAAAUUACUCAGUACCACAAUGUGUAUGCCGAUAACCAAGUUAUGCACUUCUAUCGGUGGCUACGGAGUCCAUCCUCACUGCUGUAUGACCCUGCGCUUCAUCGAACUCUCCACAAUAUGAUGAAAAAGCUCUUUUCUACAGUGAUUGCUGAAUUUAAGCGACUUGGCUCAUCUGUCGUGUAUGCUAACUUUAAUCGCAUCAUCCUCUGCACUAAGAAGCGGCGAGUGGAAGAUGCCAUUGCUUACGUUGAAUAUAUUACCCAGAGUAUCCACACCAAGGAAAUUCACUCUCUUACCAUCUCCUUUUCACGCUGUUGGGAGUUUUUGUUGUGGAUGGACCCUGCAAACUAAUGGAGGGAUCAAGGGAAAGCUACCGUCCAGGUGCACUAUGGAGAGGUUAUUUCGUAAGAAGAAGAAAUCUGAGGACAUGAAGGAGAGGGAAGUGAGGAGGAUGAGGAAGAUGACACACAUGCUCAGUCAGACAGUGAACAGCCCGAGGAUCAGGUGGAAGAAAGCUUGGAGAACAACUGGAACAUAGUUCAGUAUUUACCCCAGGCAGCAUCAUGUCAGAGCUACUUCCUAAUGAUUGUCUCUGCAUACAUUGUAGCGGUUUAUCAUAGUAUGCGUGAAGAGUUGAGGCGUAACGCUCCUGGCAGUACGCCAAUAAAACGACGGCAGGACAGCCAAGUAUCACAAGAGACAGUGGGUGAAUCUGGGGCCAUGCCUGGACUUAUCACCUUUUCUCAGGAUUACGUGGCAAAUGAGCUUACACAAAACUUCUUCACAAUCACACAAAAGAUACAGAAAAAAGUGACAGGAGCACGCCAUGUAACAGAGCCAUCUGAAAUGUUCCCUGUUUUACCUGGAUCCCAUCUGACCCUCAACAAUCCGGCUUUAGAGUUUAUCAAAUACGUUUGUCAGGUUCUCUCUCUGGAUUCAAACAUAACCAACCAGGUUAACAAAUUAAAGAGGGAUCUCUUACGCCUUAUUGACGUUGGGGAGUUCUCAGAAGAUGCUCAGUUUCAGGAUCCGUGCCGCUCCUAUAUACUUCCUGAAAUCAUCUGUAAAAGCUGUAAUUUCUGCCGAGAUCUGGACUUGUGCAAGGAUCCGUCUCUCAGUCAGGAUGGAUCUGUGUUGCCGCAGUGGGUUUGUUCAAACUGCCAGACGGAGUAUGACACAGACAACAUUGAAAUGUCAUUAGUGGAAGCGUUGCAAAAGAAGAUGAUGGCUUUUAUGCUACAGGAUUUGAUCUGUUUGAAGUGUAAAGGAGUGAAAGAAGCAAACAUGCCAGUAUACUGCAGCUGCGCAGGAGACUUCAGCCUAACAUUUUCAAUGAAGGUCCUCAUGGAGCAGAUGGAUGCCUUCCGGAAUAUUGCUCAACAUUACCAGAUGCCUCAUCUCUUGGAGACCAUCAACUGGCUUAUCCAACGGAACUCUCACCUGAUCCCAUGACUCCAUUCCGUGCUUUGACGAUUGAAGUUUGGACUUUGUUAGAAGGGAGUCUGGUCAGCAUCUGACCUCCAUGUCUUGUCUGCUUUGUAUAAAUUAUA